This is a messenger RNA of Periconia digitata, 1911 nucleotides long. The record is from the annotation of a GenBank genome assembly. Lineage: Eukaryota; Fungi; Ascomycota; Dothideomycetes; Pleosporales; Periconiaceae.
GCCAAACGCCGGUACCGGGAUCCUAUUCUCUAUUCAUCAAUCUACCCACACAAUUUGGUGCUACAGUGCUGCUACUUGUUCACGUUCACAUAUCGGAAUUCCAACAUCAACAACAAAGAACUAGUCACACGACCUAAUCUACACCAUACACAUCAGAAAAAAAAGGAACACAUCAUGGCUGGUCUCCGCGGCAGCAGCAACAAAAACAACCAAUCUUCUUCGACAGCCCCAACAGAAACAUCUCCGCUGCUCCAAGAUUCUGAUCGAAGCCUGGAACGCGUAGCACCGGAACCAAUCGAAGAAGAUAUUGAAUCAGGAGACGACGGCGGAAGAGAAAAUGGGGAUGGAGGAGAUAUCGAAAGACAGAUCAGCAAUGACAGUCGUAACAGCAUCAAGUUCCAAGGAAUGCCGGAAGUCAAGAAACGUAUGAAAUAUAUCUUCCCCGCGAUAGCGAUAGGUGUCUUCCUCGCAGCGGCCGACCAAACCCUAGUGGUAACCACCUACGGCACAAUUGGCACCGAGCUACACGCCCUCAACAAAACCUCCUGGAUAGCGACAUCCUACUUCCUAACUCUCGCCGCCUUCCAACCGCUCUACGGCAAGCUCUGCGAUAUCUUCGGCCGAAAAUCAUGCUUGCUCUUCGCGUACUUCAUCUUCGGCCUCGGGUCCUCGCUGUGCGGCCUCGCGCGCAAUAUGGGUGAACUCAUCGCUGCGCGGGCCUUUGCAGGCCUAGGUGGUAGUGGCAUGACAGUGUGCACGAGUAUCUUGUUGAGCGAUAUCGUGAGCCUGAGGGAUCGGGGCUCAUGGCAGGGCUACGUCAACAUUAUCUAUGCGAUGGGAAGUGCGACUGGUGCGCCGUUGGGUGGGUUCCUCGCGGAUAGUAUUGGAUGGCGAUGGGCGUUCAUCGCACAGGGACCAUUAUGCUUGAUUGCUAUUGCUGCUGUGUGGCUUGCGUUGCAUCUUCCCAAGGCCGACGACUCGCAUUGGAAAGAGAAGCUUGUCAAGAUCGACUUUCUAGGCGCGAUCGUGCUUAUCGUUGCCGUGUUUGGGCUUCUCGUCGGACUGGAUCGCGGCUCGAAUGUGUCAUGGAGCGAUCCGUUUACCAUUGCUGGACUCUGCUGUACGCCACUUUUCAUCGUGUUCCUGCUGGUGGAAGGGUAUGUUGCCAGUCACCCGUUCGCCCCGUUCCGCAUCAUCUUGAACAAGUCGCUCUUCGCAUGCUACAUCUGCAACUUCUUUGCCAUGGGCGGCUCGCUUUCGUGUCUGUUCUUCGCUCCGCUUUACUGGCAGGUCGUUGGGGAUAUGUCGGCUUCGCGCGCUGGGUUCCUGCUCGUGCCUUCCAUCUUUUGCGGUGUGUCUGGGUCGCUGCUUGGCGGUUUCUACAUGAAGAAGAGCGGGAAAUACUACUGGAUCACUGUGAUUGGAUACUCUACCCUCGUCGUCGGACACACUCUGACGCUACUAUUCUCAGGCGCUGUGAUAGAGAGGAUUCCACUCAUGGUUGUUGGAGUCUGUAUCAGCGCUUUCUCCAACGGUAUUGGCAUAACGACUACUCUAAUCGGGCUCAUCUCGAACGCACAGCAUGCGGAUAUUGCCAUAGCAACUGCAUGUUCGUACCUCUUCCGUUCUUUGGGGUCUGUUUUUGGCGUUUCCAUGUGCGCUACGGCAUUCAACCAGACGCUGCGAAAGACGCUCCAAACUGCACUGCACGGUGAUGCAAAUGCAGGAGACAUUGCGGAUCGUGUCAGACAGUCGCUGUCGUAUUACCGAAGCUUGGAGCCCGCGCUCAAAGAGGUGGUCAAGGAAUGCUACAGCAAGAGUGUCAGGGCCGCCUUCGGUGUUAGUUUGAGUCUCGUUGUGGGCAGUGCAUUCUUUUCAUGGUUCAUAAAAGAGAAGAAGCUUGGGAAAUAA